AUCUGGGGUCUGCCGGGUACUGACAAAAAUUCUUCCCUUUCUCGCCCUGCUUGGAACCUCUUUGUUGUGGUUUUGAAGUGUUCAAAUGGUAAAAUAUUAAGAGAGGACAGAUUCCCACCACUGGAUCCGCUUCAAACGUUUGUCCUGGAACAGAGUGAGGAGAAUAGGGGGAGGAGGAGGAAGAAGGAGGACAGCAGCAGAUUUUCUCCUCUGCUGGAGUUUCUUUAGUGGUAGAAUGGGGGCUGGAGCUUUGGCCAUCUGUCACAGCACGACAGCCGUGCAGGUCCGAGAGGACAUGAAGAAGAUGGUGCAGAUCCCCAUCCUGAGAUCCAGAGCCGUGGCAGCCGGACACACCAGGCUUUUUGGAGCGUCCUUGUUUGAGCUCCAUGAGCAGGGCCUGCUGGAGGAUGGGGUGCCUCAUGUGCUGCGGAGGAUGGUGGAGCAUCUUCGCUUGCAUGCUCUGCAUCAAGAGGGUCUGUUCAGAGUAAACGGGAACGCUCGUGAGGUGGAGACGUUGAAACUGCGUCUGGAGAAGGGCGACAGUGUGGACUUGCUGACUGAAUCCGACCUGUGCACUGUGGCCAGUUUGCUCAAAUGCUACCUCAGAGAGCUGCCUGGAGGCCUGGUGGACUCAACAGUGCAGCAGCAGCUAAUACGACACUAUGAAGAAUGUGGAGAUGAUGGUUCCUGGUCGGUUCUGAGAGAUCUGCUCCAGCAGUUGCCAGAUGUUCACCACAGCCUCCUGCGUUACCUCUGCCACUUCCUGACGCUCGUGGAGAGAAACCACGAAGAAAACCGCAUGACUGCGCUCAACUUGGCCACCGUGUUCGGACCCAGUGUCUUUCACGUUACAGCUCCUGGCUGUCAAGCAGUGACGGAUCAAAGUAUCUGCAACAAGAUCAUGAGCAAACUCAUCCAGAACUACAGCCGCAUCUUUGAGACAGACGCUGAUCCGGAGGGACGGCCGAGGCUCAUAACCGUCAAGUCUAAGAAGUCUAACUUAGCAGAUGCAGACACAACGAAGUCAUCCUGCCAUCUCGAUGCAAACACAUCACUUCCAGAAAUACAGACUAGACGACAAUGUUCACCAGAAAACACUGAGCUUGUGAGCUCCUCUUCCUCGAACACCACGAAGACAAAGACAAGGCAAAUGAAGGUUAGGAAAAGAAGAAAUGACAGCCUGAUUCAAGAGGUCCGUCAGCCCAGCCCGUCUGCUGAAAUGCCCCGUCCUGGGUCUUUCUCCAUACCGAUCGUGUUGCCCCUGACCUCAGAGCUUGGGAGUCCGAGCCCAGAGGUGAUGGACACGACACCUCGACAAGACGCUUCACAGUCCACCUCCGCCUCGCGUGACGUCGACGUCAGCGGCUCAGAGGGCCUCGGCAGCUCACGACAUGAAGAAAGGCCAAUGUCCCCUUUCUACAUGAGUAACCACCUCUCACCAGUCCACUGCAGGCCAGAUGUUGUGAAUUUUCUGGAUCAGACCAUUAGCUCAGCAGUGGAGCAGCACCUCUUUGAAGUAAACCCUUUAGUAGAUCAACUUUCAGAGGCCAGUAAGUUGACCACAGGUCCCUCAAGAGUGACGCUAACGGUGCGACAGAGACGUCGGCACCAGCGAGAGCAGCAGGAGGAGGGCUUAAGACCCAGAAACAGAGCCGCCGCCUCCAUCAGGGCGGACGCCAACAAGGAGAACGUAUCGUCGAGCGGAGGCUGCAGCCCGGGCAGCUUGGGGGAGGAAACGAGCCGCCGGGUGGACUCGAGGGGCGAACAGGACUGUCCUGCUGAGCAGACCUCCAAACCCAGGAAAUCAAAACACAACCCAACACUAGUGGCGCUCCCUGACAGCCAGGCCGCCCACACACUCAAAGAAUGUGUUGCUGAAAGCUCUGCUGAAAACCACAUGGAUCCGCAUCUCAAAGGGAAGGAGAGUUCCAGAAAAGCUGGCCUCAGAUCUGCUUCACAGACGCUGAGGAUGAAGAUCCAGGAGUCGCCCGUGGCCUGUGACCCGGCGGGGAGGAUCGGGGGCGGGGAGGUGCGCGUCUCCGAGCCGGACUGCGAGGACGUCCCCCGGCUGGACCUGACCUCUCUGACCGAGGACAGCGGCAGCUGGGGAGAGCGCAAGCUGAUAAAGUCCGAGGAAGACCUGCCGCCUCAGACCCGCCAGCGCAGCAACACCCUCCCCAAGAGCUUCGGCUCUCAGCUGGACAAGAAGCCUCAGCAGGAGAAGGCGCCGAAGCCUCCGGUGGAAAACACCCUGGAGUCCAUCAUAAAGAAGCUGCAGGAGAAGAGGGAGGAGGUGAACCGCCCCGAGGACAUCAAGGAUAUGACGCGGGAGCAAAUCGGAGCCGAGAAAGUGGCCCUGCAGAAAGCUCUCCUCCACUAUGAGAGCAUCCAAGGCCGACCUGUGACCAAAAACGAGAGACAAGUCAUGAAGCCGCUGUACGACCGAUAUCGCCUGGUGAAGCAGAUCCUGUGCAGAGCCACCAGCAUCCCCGUCAUAGGCUCCCCCUCCAGCAAGCGCAGAGGCCCCCUCCUUCAGCCCAUUAUCGAGGGUGAAACCGCACUUUUCUUCGACGAUAUCAAGGAGGAGGAAGACGGCUCAGAGGACGACAGCGACACAAAGACUCAGGUCAACGUGAGCGUCAGGCCCGAGUUCGGCGUGUUCAGCUUCAUGGACCCCAUGGACGAGGAAGUGGACGGCUUCAUUUCGCCCGUGGACGAGCUUUCGCCCUCCAAAACCUCAGCGGACAUGGGCCUGUCCAACCUGCACUCAGCCUCCACGGAGGAACUUGUGGAGCAGCUUCAGGAGACGAGAGAGGAGAAGAAGAGGAUCCGCAAGAACCUGAAGGAGUUCGAGGACCAGUUCUUCAGACAAAACGGGAGAACCGUCCAGAAGGAGGACCGCUCCCCGCUGGCGGACGAGUACCACGAAUACAAACACGUCAAAGCCAAGCUGCGACUGCUGGAGGUGCUCAUCAGCAAAAGAGACGCCACUAAGUUCAUAUGAGACUUAAAAAAAAACAACACAACGGGACAAUAAAGUCAAACACAUCUCACCCUGCUGGAAGAAACUGGGAUCAACAUGCUGCUCUGGGAUCGUCUAAUCUGUCCAUCACCGUGAGGGUGGGGGGUCAGAGUCAGAACCACACCUGCUUCACACGAGAACUGCCGGACCUCACCUCCAAAACUGGACGUUUGUCCAGACGAAGUCACAGACGCACAAAUAUUGUAAAUCUCCCUAAUUAUUAUGCUGAUAAUUUAUUUUACCAAUUUUUAAUGUAAGAGUGUUUCUCUUCUGUAGACACGAAAAAACUAGUGAAAACGACUAGACGUAAUUUCUUUUUUACAGAAUUUGUGAAGAAGAAGUGUAUUUAUGUGUAUUUUUCUAAGGGAGAUGUCACUGUUUGACAGAUUUCACUUAGUGGAUGAUGUUUAUUUCAGCUUCAACCAUCUUGUUCCGUCUGAAAUGAUCUUUUUGCUUCUUUAGAAGUUCAAAUAAAAACUUUCACUACAGCCCAAAGACAGCAGCUCAGCGCAACUGAAUCAGUCGAGCAGCUUGUUUCUAUGACCGUGUCGACAGUUGACUGUGUGUUCGUUGGCAUGCUUCGUGUUACCUUUUUAAUGUCAGAUAAGCUAAUCUUUAAAUCACUGCUAGAAGAAAAGCAGAGGACAGAAAAAAGAAGUGGGCUGCUUUAAAGUGAGGUGUUUGUUUUCCUGUAAAUAAGGAUCACUCAGUAUGUUUACAUUUCUUGUGAGCGAGUACUUUUUUUCCCCCCCCCCUUUUUCUCCAAAAUGGAUGAUUAUCUAUGAAUUUUGUUUUCACCUCACUUACAGAGAAGGAAAAAAAGAAAACACUGGUCAGGGUUCAUGGAUCUCGAGUGUGUACAUUUUAGUACAUAAAUCCUAUUUUGUAUAUAACAUGAAUUAAAUCGUAUUUUUAUGGA
This is a messenger RNA of Austrofundulus limnaeus, 3941 nucleotides long. It is a transcript of the gene fam13a, whose product is annotated as family with sequence similarity 13 member A. The record is from RefSeq and is a predicted model, not a curated record. NCBI's taxonomy places the organism in Eukaryota, Metazoa, Chordata, Actinopteri, Cyprinodontiformes, Rivulidae. Gene Ontology annotation, biological process: signal transduction.